GUCUAAGAAACGGGAUUAUCAUCCUCUCGCGAUACGUUGGAGAAUCUCGAAGACCUGGAAACAUGGCGGAGGAACACGGAAGAAAGUGGGACCGUUGCCUUGCAGACACCGCUGUGAAAACAGUGACCGGCCUCGGCGUGGGCAUCGUUUUCUCCGUGGUUUUCUUCAAACGACGCACGUGGCCCGUCUCGUUCGGCUCCGGUUUGGGUCUGGGCAUGGCCUACUCCAACUGCCAGAAUGACUUCAAGUCGCCGUAUUCGAUUCCCAGGCGCUUGUUGAAGGACCAGCAGUGAAGGAUUAACGAGGAUGCGGAUUCACCGCACAGGCAUCUGUUUUCCCUUGUACCGCCAUUUUGAGUCCAGCCCAGCUCAGGGCACUCGAUGUAUAUUUAAUAAAGCCACUGUCAAGUUCCCUUUGGUUUCAUACAAUCCCCACUUGAAGGGGAUGAGCCAUCUAACCACAGAUGUAGGAAGCAUAUUCACUCAACGAAUAAGCGGCUUGUCCUGUUUUGCAUCUUUUAUUUUCAGUUGCAAAAAAAAAAGAAAGAAAAAGGAACACAUUUAAAUUCUGUGCAAAGUCACAAAUCCCAUGCCUCACAAAUUACUGCAAUAGAGAAUAAGCAAAUUAAGCUUUAAUAUAAUACCAGGUGGCGGCA
This is a messenger RNA of Doryrhamphus excisus (bluestripe pipefish), 655 nucleotides long. It is a transcript of the gene micos10, whose product is annotated as mitochondrial contact site and cristae organizing system subunit 10. Lineage: Eukaryota; Metazoa; Chordata; Actinopteri; Syngnathiformes; Syngnathidae. The record is from RefSeq and is a predicted model, not a curated record. Gene Ontology annotation, cellular component: mitochondrion; MICOS complex; mitochondrial inner membrane.